GCAGUGGCUGCCAUCACCGCCUAUCCCCCUCUUUUUGCCAAAUAGCUAGCUGAACGAGAAAGUGGGUGUAAUGGACAGAUACGGACACUAACACUUGCUAAACAACGCGUCCGGUAAAAUUGCAGCCCCAUUAAAACCGCAACCAUGUUUGGCCGGUCACGGAGCUGGGUUGGAGGACAGGGGAAAGCGAAAAACAUCCACUCCCUGGAUCAUUUAAAGUAUAUGUACCACGUCCUGACAAAAAACACCACAGUAACCGAUCACAACAGGAACCUCCUAGUGGAGACCAUCCGCUCGAUCACAGAGAUCCUUAUCUGGGGGGACCAGAAUGACAGCUCUGUGUUUGAUUUCUUCUUGGAGAAGAACAUGUUUGCCUUCUUCUUGAACAUCCUUCGUCAGAAGUCUGGACGCUACGUGUGUGUCCAGCUCCUCCAGACCCUCAAUAUACUGUUUGAAAACAUCAGCCAUGAGACUUCCCUGUAUUAUCUCUUGUCAAACAACCAUGUCAACUCCAUUAUUGUCCACAAGUUUGACUUCUCAGAUGAGGAGAUCAUGGCUUACUAUAUCUCCUUCCUUAAGACCCUGUCACUCAAACUCAACAACCACACUGUGCACUUCUUCUAUAAUGAGCACACUAAUGACUUUGCCCUGUACACCGAGGCCAUUAAGUUUUUCAACCACCCUGAAAGCAUGGUCCGCAUCGCAGUCCGCACCAUCACACUCAACGUCUACAAAGUUUCAUUGGACAACCAGCACAUGCUGCACUACAUUCGAGAUAAGACAGCGGUCCCAUAUUUCAGUAACUUGGUCUGGUUUAUCGGCAGCCAUGUCAUCGAACUGGACAAGUGUGUACAGACAGAUGAGGAACAUAAAAACCGAGGGAAGUUAAGUGACCUUGUUGCUGAGCACCUUGACCACCUUCACUACUUGAACGAUAUCCUCAUCAUCAACUGUGAAUUCCUUAAUGAUGUUUUAACCGACCACCUCCUCAACCGUCUCUUCCUGCCUCUCUAUGUGUACUCUUUGGUCAGUCCUGAGCUGUCUGAAGAGCGGAAGAUCAACCCUCAGGUGUCCCUCUAUCUGUUGUCUCAAGUGUUUCUAAUCAUCCACUAUCAGCCACUGGUCAACGCCCUUGCAGAUGUUAUUUUCAAUGGGGAUCUCUCAGUGUUCACCACACCGGCAGAUAUACACAGCACACACAAGAGCACGGCCACUGCAGGAGGUGUGCGUCGCUUCAAGCCCCCAGAGUCUCUGGAGCGCUCCCUGGAGCUAUCCCGCCAUCGAGGCCGCAAACGAACACAGAAGAGGCCAAACUACAAGAACCUGGGCGAGGAGGAAGAUGACGAAAGGGCUGGGGGAGGAAGCAGCAGUGGAGGAGGAGGAUUAGAGGAGGGCUGGGAUGAUGACAGUGUCAGAGGAGGAGAGAGGGAAAAGGGAAAAGGUAUAGAGGGCAUAGGAGGAGGAGGUGGGAGUUCUAAGGGAAGCAGAGCGAGUGGGGAGACGGCGGAAGAGAUAGAGAUGGUGGUGAUGGAGAAGUGUAAGGUGCCAGAGCUGACAGAACAGAACAUCACUGAUGAGGAGAAAACAGCUGCAGCAACUCGCACACACACACAGAGGAGCAGACCGUUCUUAGACAUGGUGUACAGUGCCCUCGACUGCACCAGUGAUGACUACCACGCACUGUUUGUCCUCUGCCUGCUUUAUGCUGUGUCACACAGCAAAGGCAUAAACCGUGAUCUUCUGGAACGUCUGCAGCUUCCAGUUCCAGACCAGGAGAGGAGCUCUUACAGUGUGGUGCUCGUAGAAAGACUUAUCAGAGUUAUGAACCAGGCAGCACAGCCAGAUGGUAAAGUACGUCUUGCUACCCUAGAGCUGAGCUGCCUUUUGUUAAAGCAGUCUGUGCUUUCUGGGAGCUGCUGUAUUAUCAAAGAUGUUCAUCUGGCCUGCCUGGAGGGUGCCAGAGAAGAGAGUCUGCAUUUACUGCGACAAUUCUACAAGGGUGAAGAAAUCUUUCUGGACAUGUUUGAGGAUGAAUACAGGAGCAUGACGAGUAAGCCUCUGAAUGUGGAGUAUCUAAUGAUGGAUGCCUCAAUACUGCUGCCACCCACCGGCACUCCUCUGACUGGCAUUGACUUUGUAAAGAGGCUUCCAUGUGGAGACGUUGAGAAGACACGCAGGGCGAUUCGAGUUUUCUUCAUGUUGCGGUCCUUAUCGCUUCAGCUUCAGGGAGAACCUGAGACUCAGCUCCCUCUGACCAGACCUGAAGAUCUUAUCAAGACAGACGAUGUCUUAGACCUCAAUAACAGUGACCUAAUAGCCUGUAUGGUGGUCAGUAAAGAUGGGGGGCAGGCUCAGAGGUUCCUCGCUGUAGACGUGUAUCAGAUGAGUCUGGUGGAACCAGAAAGCAAACGUCUUGGAUGGGGUGUCGUCAAAUUCGCCGGCCUCCUGCAAGACAUGCAGGUGUCCGGUGUUGAGGAUGACAGCAGAGCAUUAAACAUCGUUAUUCAUAAACCCAGCUCCAACCCCCAUGCCAAGCCCCUGCCCAUCCUGCAGGCCAACUUCAUCUUUGCUGACCACAUUCGCUGCAUCAUCGCCAAGCAGAGGCUAGCCAAAGGCCGUAUCCAGGCCCGGCGUAUGAAGAUGCAGAGGAUUGCUGCUUUGUUGGACCUACCUGUGCAGCCCAGUGCCACAGAGGUGCUGGGUUUUGCUCAGACUGCAAACACCUCAGCCAGCGGCCUGCCUUUCCGGUUCUACGAGCAGUCUAGGCGGGCACCAAAUGAUCCCACAGCAAACAGAUCAGUUUUUGCCUCUGUCGAUAAAGUACCAGGGUUCGCAGUGGCUCACUGUGUGCCACAGCACACUCCCUCACCCCUCUCCUCCCCCUCACCUCCCUCUAGUGGGAGCGGGAGCACAGGAAGAUGCGACUCUGUUACUGCAAGCACGACAUCAGCUCAGAGCCCUACCGAUGAUGGUAUGCUUUCGGAGCACACUCCGCCCUCAUCCUCAGGUGAAGGAGGAUGUGGAGAAGUAACAUUAGUCUCCUCUACUCUCCCCGCUCCAGCCCUGGCCCCAAGCCUCACUCCAGCCUCCCAGCCUACCAUCUCACUCCUUACUGACAACAAUGCAGACACCCUGAGCGUGGAGUCGCUUACAUUGCUGCCGCCUGCUGACCCACCUCACCUGCAACUGUGUGCUGGCCACAUCAGCGCUGCUCAGUCUCUCCAGAGACCAGAUGCCUCCAUUGCCGAGGAGGAGGAGGACAGUGAGGUUAGGAACGAGGAAGAGGAGGGCUCGCCGAUAGAUGAGACUGAGACAGAUGCAACAAUAAAAGAGGAAACCACUGAGACAACUGAGACAGUCACACCCACAGAUGAUGUUCCAGAGAGAACAGAUGACAAAGAGCUUAAUGGGGACCUCGAGCAAGAAAGAGAUGGCAUGACAGCUGCAGAGUCUGCAGAGAACACUGAUAUUGCAGAGAUAGACAUUGAAACACCAGACUCACCUGAGCUGGAUUAAGGAACAUGCAGUACUCAUGCACUUGCCUGUCUUGGACAAUAAAGUGUGAUAGGUAAACUACCCAGCUUGGCCACAGUACAGUCUCAUGUUGCGACCUAUAGGUUAGAGCGUGAUGUGAAUAGUCAAGAGGCUUUUGGAGGCAUCUCAACAUUUGUGUUUGCACAUGAAGAAAGACUCAAGAUAGACACUGGUCAAGGAGGGCUCAAAGCACAUUUGGCUUUUGUGCACUCAAAGGUGUGGUUUGGGUUUUUUGUUUUGCUUUUUUUUUUGUUUGUUGUUUUUAAGCACGUGUGGUGAGGCGCACAACCAGCAACAUUUUUUUUUUUUUUUUUUACUCAUUCUGAUUGUGUAUGAGCUCAAACACACACCACAUGCUACUGCUAUGAGCUGCACUUUUCAAAAAACCCUAUUUUUGUGUCUUAUUUUCACGUAACAGGUCACCACUAAUGUGUUUCGGUGGUGUUCACGACUAUGCUAAACACAGAACACCACCGCAUGUCCAGAUCAGUUAGCAGUUACUGUCACCUUGAACUGCUCCUGGGUAGUUCUGCUCUAAGUUACAUGUUGCUCCACAUGUAAUCUGUUCCAUUUAGGGUGUGGUUUGUUUUGGGAAUUAAUCAAGCAAUCUCCAGCAUAAGCUAGGAGGGAGCACGUCUCAAAUUGCUAACAUUCAUUUGGAGAUAAUGUGUUGUUGUAAUCCCCAUUUCAUCUAAUUCUUAAAGCUGAAUAACCAGUCAGUGCCAUGUCUAACCAAAUAAAUGAUGGGAAACAUCUGAGUGGCUCAAGGGCUGCUUAAUAGCUGAAUAAUAUUGCUGAAGUUGGUUCAUUCGGUUCUCGUUAAUUCAUUCACUGACAGUCUGUGGAGACACUGGUUUCUAAUAGUGAAAUUGUGUAUUGUUUAAUUUAAAGAAUUAAACUCACAGGUCAAUAGGCCUUAUUUAGUAUAUUAGGGUCAUGUGAUGUUGGAUGUUCAGAUUUGCCACUAAACAACACUUGGGUUGAAUGUAUCUGCAGGUUUCCCCUGACAUGACUUUGAAUAGAUAAAUGCUUUCCACACCUUAAUUUGCAUCCUUUUUCGUGAUGUGAUAAGAUGGUAUGAAAACAGUUAAAAAAAAAAAUAGAGGUUAGUGCACCCCAAAAAUCAUUAAAACACAGUGUUUGGAUUCUGUCAUUAUUCCAGUGUGGAACGUUGAAAUGAAAACUAUUCAGAAACCAGUUGCAGCUUUCACAUGAGUGUCACAGGGCAAACCCUCACAUGCCCCUCCUCUUUUUAAUCAGAUGAAUGAAGCUUUACUACUGCAAUAAUCUUAAGAGCUAACCAAUGAGGGGAGAAAUGAAUGUAAUGGGUAACCUGUCUCUCCAAACAGGAGUGUUUGAUCAAUUUGAAUGAAAUUAGUGUGUUUUAACCUUAAUAUGUGUCUUAUUAUAGGAUUAAAGCACACUCUUCAGACAACCUUUUCCCAUAGUUUCCUUUCAUUCCCUUCUUCCUCUCUGACACACCCUCGUAUUCUGUGCCAUCCUCACACAGCUGAAGUCUUAAUGCUCGGAACAUUCUUAUUUUUUAACUGUACAGUCCUCAAGUUUCUAAAAUGAGAAAUUCAGAGCAAUACUGUCUUUUAUUAUUUCCAUCUUGCUACUGUAAAUAGCAGCCGAAUGAUAGUGAAGAUCACUGACAUGCUGAAGAGGCUUGGCACAGUUUGUAGAGUUGAUAAGAGGCUUUGUAGGAGCAUAUUUUCUUGUUGCCUGCAGCCAAUACAAUCUCUACCAAAACACAAGUUGUCACAGGCUUUCAUUGAGUCUCUGAUUGUAGAGUGUGUAUGUGUGAGAGAAGUUUGUAUGCUCUGUAUAUGCUGUGAGCUUUUAAACCUGUAAUUAUUGUUAAUGAACUGAAACAGAUGAAUACAUAAAGAAAUGCAAUAAAUUAUUCUACUUAACAACAGUGUUA
This is a messenger RNA of Archocentrus centrarchus (flier cichlid), 5461 nucleotides long. RefSeq names its product C-type lectin domain containing 16A (gene clec16a). Gene Ontology annotation, cellular component: Golgi apparatus; late endosome. Gene Ontology annotation, biological process: endosomal transport; regulation of autophagosome maturation; vacuolar transport. NCBI's taxonomy places the organism in Eukaryota, Metazoa, Chordata, Actinopteri, Cichliformes, Cichlidae. The record is from RefSeq and is a predicted model, not a curated record.